Messenger RNA from Onychostruthus taczanowskii (white-rumped snowfinch), 1585 nucleotides. Its product is annotated as KIAA0040 ortholog. Bases 240 to 575 code for a protein of 111 amino acids. The record is from RefSeq and is a predicted model, not a curated record. The transcript has 2 exons. Lineage: Eukaryota; Metazoa; Chordata; Aves; Passeriformes; Passeridae.
AGAAUCUGAGCACUUGUGGAAUCCCAAAUCAAGAGCUUGGCAUCUGUGCUGAGGGAUUCAGCUCUGGAGGUCCUGACAGUCAGGUCUGAAAGCCAGCAGCCAGAGGACACCAGUGGAACCAGACCCUGCACCAUCCAAGGACUCUUGUGGAGCCCACUAGCUGCUUGCAGGAGCUGAGCAUAUCUCAAGGUGCCUUUCAGGCAGAGGGAGCAGCACAGGCAGCCUACUCAGGAGCUGACAUGCAGCAGAAGAUCAGCUCUUUCUUUAAUUCCAUCUUGGAGCUCAUCCGUACCAAGCAUGAGGAAGGCGUCUUCAACACCGUCUGCCUGGCCGUGCUGUUGGGUCUGCCCUUCGUUGUCCUCCUCGCCUUCAUUUUCAUCUGCUGUCACUGCUGCUUCUGCAGAAGGAGGGGAGAAAGCACUGGGAAAGGUGGCCCCAGCAGCAAUGGGCAGCUGCAUGCUGAGAGGAACAAGAAGAAAAAGAAGAAGAAGAAGAAGCAGGAUGAAGAGGACCUGUGGAUCUCAGCUCAGCCCAAGCUGCUCUUGCUGGACAAGAGACCCUCCUUGCCCAUCUAGCAGACAGGAGGGUGUUCAGGUCCUCUCCUCUGAGGUGCCACCAUUCCUUUCACCUGUGCACCAAGAGGGGCGAGGAGACACCAAAGCUGCUGCCACUUUGUGGUGACUUUUGACAGAGGCUGACCCCAGCAUGCUGAAGGGCCAACAGGAAACAAGGCACAGGUUGUGCAAGCCUCUUCUCCCCCACCGUGACAGCAUGCCCCGGGGCAGAGACCCCUGCAAAGGACAGGUGAGCACACAAGGGUGACUGCCACCGGGUCCUACGUCCCUCCUGCCACGAGCACAGUGCACACACGUGGGGCUGGCACACAGCGAAGGGCGUGCGAGGCUCUCCCUCUGCGCUCGGCUGCCAGCACACAGACAGGGGUGCACAGGACAGCCUUCACCCACAGACCAAGCCAGCUGCACGCUCCCCCUGCGCCACACAGACUGCUGUGAGUGAAGCAGGCACAGACACACCUCCUUUGCUUGCCCUGCCAUGGAGGUGGCACAGCUUCACUGUCGAGGCUCCGUCCAAACCCAACUCGCUUUAUAGACACAAAGCUGAGUUACCCCACAGCUUAAAGAUGUGCCAUCUACCCGGCCACCAAACCAAAGUCUCUUGUGAGCACCUGAAGCUAGAUGCCCUCAGCACAACCUUGGAGACCUCAGACACCAUCCUAAGGCAGCACAGCAGAAGGAUGCCUUGCCACCUAGGCUAGAGGCAGGAAGGAGAGAGGAGGCUGCCAGACCAGCCCUUUUGCACCAGCACUUAAGAAAACACCUUCCUUGAAAGACUGUUUAAUACAAACUUGCCAUUAAAGAGCUCACCAUGCUGCUGCAAGAGCAGAAAUACAACCUGAGGCUGUGUAAAAGCUUUGCUAUGGGCAUUAGAGUUAUUUAUUAAAUGACUACUAAAGAAGAGCAGGACCAAAGGCCCCUCUGGAGUGAGCCAGGGACAUGGAAGCAGUAUUGAAGCAGCAGACAUGGUUUCCUGGCACACUCAGCCAUCACCUCUCCCUGCAGCCCUU